CCUACUUACCCUUUUCCGACCCAAAACCUACAACAUAUCCCACAGUAAAAAGAAACUGCACCAAAAAAUGGACCUCGAAACCUCCUAUAACACCCAUCCCGACCCCACCUCCUCCUCCAGCUCCCUCGCCGCCCCGCACUCCCCAACAGCAACGAUGACCCCCCCAUCCGAAAUCGACGCCCCCCCUCCAGCAGGAACAGCAACCACAAACGCCCUAGACGAUAUCUUCGGCUCCUCCCCCCCAGCAGCCCUCUCCACUACCACCACCACUACCGCUCAGCAACCCUCCCAACACGACACCCCCACAUCAAAUGAACCCUCCGAGCUGCCGUCCCUCCGCAGACAGCACGUCACAGCGGGCUACCGCGACGGCAUCGCGGCCUCGAAAGGCGAGCAUGUGCAGAAUGGGUUUGACGCGGGAUUCCCCGUAGGCGCGCAGCUGGGGAUGCGCGCGGGCACUGUGCUUGGGAUCUUGGAGGGGUUGGUGCGUGGGUUUGAGGCGCGGGUGGGGGGUGGGGCUGUUAAGAAGAUUGGGUCCAGUUCUUCUUCUUCUGCUGGUGGUGAUGGUGUGUCGGAGGAAGAAAGGAGAGCGAAGAAGGAGGAGAUCCUGGCGCUGUAUCGACGGGCGGUGAGGGAGUUGGAUGUGCGGGGGGUGUUUGCAGGUGCGGAUGAGGCGCUGCGGGAGGAUGGAUCGGGGGAUAUGGAGGGGGGGGAUAACGAGGAGAAGAAGAAACCGGAGGACAGGCUUGCGAAGACAGGGGCGGGCGUUGUGGAGGGGUGGGAGACGAGGGUGCGCAUUGCGCGGUGGGAGGAGAAUAUGGAGGCUUUGGAGGAGAAGGAUUCGAACCUAGCUGAGCUGAGCUGAGCUGAACUGGACUGAACAAGAUUGGCUUGGUUUUUUUGAAGUGUCCUUGCUCGCUGUUCGUCGUGUUCUGCGCUUUUGUGGUCGCGGUACUG
Messenger RNA from Aspergillus candidus, 957 nucleotides. RefSeq lists its product as uncharacterized. NCBI's taxonomy places the organism in Eukaryota, Fungi, Ascomycota, Eurotiomycetes, Eurotiales, Aspergillaceae. Bases 68 to 865 code for a protein of 265 amino acids. The transcript has a single exon. The record is from RefSeq and is a predicted model, not a curated record.